GCACUGUGAAUAUCUGUAUGCUCAUAGCCAAGACUGUGGAGUGUGCAAAGGAGGGAGAGAGAGAGCGAGUGAGGAGGAGAGGUGGAGGGAAUACAGUCUGAUUUGGAUACAACUGGAAAACUACCAAGCGCGCACAGCACGCACCGAGCGGAAGGCACAUCGACGGUGCCUAGCCAACAUUUCACCUACUCCCCCCGGCUCCUGCGAUCGGAUUCAGCCGAGAAUGGAGCUCCCUGCCGCCGGAGAGCAUGUCUUUGCGGUGGAGGGCAUCGAGAAGAAGCGCAUCCGCAAGGGCAAGAUCGAGUACCUGGUCAAGUGGCGAGGCUGGUCUCCAAAAUACAACACAUGGGAACCAGAGGAAAACAUUCUGGACCCUCGUCUCCUCGUCGCGUUUCAACACAGAGAGAGGCAGGAGCAGCUGAUGGGAUACCGCAAACGGGGGCCAAAACCAAAACAUCUUCUACUCCAGGUACCGUCAUUUGCCAGGAGAUCCUGUAUCCCUGCAGGUUUCACGGAUUCAUCUCAGGACGCCGAGGUUAGCCUCAAGUCCGAUCCCAUCCCGGUCCAGCGUCCCCAGGCUCAGCAAUACCAGCUCAACAGCAAGAAGCACCAUCAGUACCAGCCCAGCACCCACGAGGUUCCCGCUGAUCAGCCAAUCAACGGCAAGAAGAAGUUCAUCUACCAGCUCAACAGCAAGAAGCACCACCACUAUGAGCCUGACCCCAACAUGUACGAGGCACAGGCUUCCAGACUCAAAGAGGUGGUCAAAGUUCAGGAACCGGGCAGUAAACCGGCAAAUCCUGGCUGGAACUUACCGCUGGCCCUGCAGCAGAAAUGGAUUCGAGACAAAGACACAGGCUGCUUGAGCAAAGUCAAAGAGCUGGCAGUGGAGGUGAGGAAACCCGCUGUAAAAGACGCUGAGAGCGAACAUGCCCUUAAACCCAAUCCUAAAGAUGCAACGCUGCCUAGCUCUAUUAGCAGCAAAAUGAAGAUAAUCAAGAACAAAAACAAAAAUGGACGUAUUGUUAUUGUCAUGAGCAAAUAUAUGGACGGCAAGGUUAACGGAGCAAAGGGUAAACACGGGGAAUCGUCGAGCGAAGUGAAACUCCAAAAUGCCAAACCGUCAGAAAACAGUCCAGCACACACAACCAAAAUAGUGGAGCACCCUGAGAAUGGGAUCCCCAAAGAGCUCUGCAACGGCAGCUCCCUCCCGGCUGCAGAGCAUCCCAUUAAGUGUUCCCACAAGGACAGACAUUUCUCCAAACCUUCUCCAAGCACAGCAGAGGAAUACAACACUGAAGUGGCUCGCGGUCAGGCUGAUUUACCGGAGGAUCUGCCUCUCCAGUUGACUGCUAGCUCGCCACUGACUUCCUGGUCUGUUGACUCCAAUAUCCUGACCCCUACAUCCGUCGAGACCAUCAGGAUCCCUUCUUUUCCUAACGACCGCAAGCGAAAGCUAUCAGAUCCUGUGGAGGACAGGAGCAUCUCCAAAACGUACCUGUCUUCCAGAAGCUUCAGCGUGCCCAGCACUGUUGUCACACCACCUCAGGACAAACCUAUGGACCUCCACUGUAGCGGCCCCCGCCACAGCAGCACAUGUACGUUUGAGGUUGUGGACAGCCAAGAGGAGCCGAUGGAUCUCAGCUGCCCAAAGACUAAAACGCAGGUGGAGCCGGAAGUCCAUCCGGAGCCUGAACCUGCUGUCACAAACACACCUCCUGUGGUAGAAGAAACACAGAAAUCCACAGAGAAAUGUAAAGAAGCACCUGUUAAAAAAGUCUCCCCUUUUAUGGGAAAUAUCAUAAUCACGGACAUUACAACGAACAGUCUAACCGUCACCUUCAAGGAAUAUGUUUCUUUGUGCUCGGUGGAUCUCUCUGACUUCGCUUGCCCCCCCGUGCCAGACAUUCCAUUACAGCAGCCGAGCAGCGGGGCUCCUCCCCCUCACUCAGAAACCGGAGCACGUAGCAACAACCGAGCCAAUGUGCGAUCCGUCCUACCGACUGCGGUGCCUGGCAACAGAAAAAGACGUGAUGACGUCCUCUCCAGAUUGCGUAUUAUGGGAAUCAUGGAGCUCUCUGCUGUCGGUGAGAGCGUCUUCGCAGCCGAGUCCAUCCUCAAACGGAGAAUCCGACGGGGUUGCUGGGAAUAUCUGGUUAAAUGGAAGGGCUGGUCUCAGAAGUACAGCACCUGGGAGCCGGAGGAAAACAUUCUGGAUGCACGUCUGUUCGCAGCUUUUGAGGAGAGGGAGCGCGAAAGGGAGCUGUUUGGGCCGAAGAAGAGGGGACCCAAACCUGAGACAUUUCUCUUGAAGGCCAAAGCCAAAGAAAAGACUUAUGAAUUUAGAAGAGAGGCUCCCAGAGCGAUCCAGGUUUCCUAUCCAACCCCGGAGCCUGUCAUAACUCCCAGGGCCCGGGAGGGUUUACGUACCGUGGUUCCCACAAUCUUCCCACCGAGCGCAGUCAACAGAGGUGAAAGUGUCCAAAUCCGACCACCGGAGCCAGAGAGGAGGCCAAGAACGACUCCAUCAGCUGCUCUGACAGACCUAGAACUUGGCGUCCGGAUACCUAAAAAGAGAGGGCGCAAACCGAAGCUACAUUUACAUUUCAAUGAAACAGUCGAUGGAGGCCUCUCAGAAGAGCCGAACACCAAACGGAGCAGGUCACUCGAGGAGCCAGUGUCACACGGAUUUUCAAACAUGUCCCGCCACUUGCUUCAUCACGGGGAGGCGUCAGAUCACAGUCUCAUGCAGCUGACACGGAGGUUUGAGGAGAAGACCACCAUCACACCCAAACACAGCAGCAGCGAGCAGAGACACGCAGGGUUGUCUUUCAGCGCGUUCAAUUCAGAUGUGCGUAAAAGGGAUCAGCUGAAACACAUGACUAAAUGUUUGAUGUCUGUGCGGCGGCCCAGCAGCUCUGCAGAGCACCGGAAGCAUCAGGUGAAGGAGUGCAGUCAACCUGCUGUCAGAUCCACUGAGAACAGUGACAAGGCCACGCAACCAGCCUCGUGCUGGACCCCCAGAUUGACCAACCUGGACACUGUGACAGUGACAGAUGUCACCAUGAACUUAUUGACAGUCACUGUCAGAGAGAGCAGCACGGAGAAAGGCUUUUUCAGAGAGAAGAGAUGAGUAUGCUCGGAUGUGGGUCAUACAAAAAAAAAAAG
Messenger RNA from Notothenia coriiceps (black rockcod), 3168 nucleotides. It is a transcript of the gene cbx4, whose product is annotated as chromobox homolog 4 (Pc class homolog, Drosophila). Gene Ontology annotation, molecular function: SUMO ligase activity; SUMO binding. Bases 224 to 3133 code for a protein of 969 amino acids. Gene Ontology annotation, biological process: negative regulation of transcription by RNA polymerase II; protein sumoylation. Lineage: Eukaryota; Metazoa; Chordata; Actinopteri; Perciformes; Nototheniidae. Gene Ontology annotation, cellular component: PRC1 complex. The record is from RefSeq and is a predicted model, not a curated record. The transcript has 11 exons.